Cryphonectria parasitica EP155 is the source of this 567-nucleotide messenger RNA. RefSeq lists its product as uncharacterized. The transcript is spliced from 2 exons. The coding region runs from base 1 to 567 and encodes 188 amino acids. Lineage: Eukaryota; Fungi; Ascomycota; Sordariomycetes; Diaporthales; Cryphonectriaceae. The record is from RefSeq and is a predicted model, not a curated record.
AUGGCAGCCGGAUUGAUCAUGUCUAUGGGUACUUAUAACUUCUCUACGGCGCGCAUGAUCUUCGACGCCGAGUCAGAGGAGUGCGUUGAGUGCCAGACAAGCUCGUACACGGACGGAGUGCGCAACAAGGGGAACUGGGAUUUCAAGGCCAAGUUUCGGUUUCCGAACGGGGGCACGGCCGACGUCAAGAGUACCUUGAUUGGUCGUACGAACUGGACACCCUCUCAUGUCACGGUGACGACCAAGGCAGCUGUGGUCCCGGAUGACUCGCUGCCCGCCUCUCAGAAGAAGCUGCGGACUCGAGAGGUUACGCUGUACGGCCUCGUCCACGCUAUUGCCUGGAGUCGGAUUGAUGUGAAGGAUGUGGUUGAGAUUCGUGACAAGGACGGCGGGGGCAAAGUGGUCAGACGGUGGAUCAAGAAGACUUCCCACAAAGCUUAUAGCUUUCAAAAAGACGGGCGGGGCCGCGAGACGCAUCAAUGGGUCACCCACGAAGAUUCAAUUGCUGCUUCGAUGAAGAUGAUUGAUAUUGCCCAUGAAAAGACCGUCUUCCUUGAUGAAUAUUAG